Messenger RNA from Solenopsis invicta (red fire ant), 8096 nucleotides. RefSeq names its product glutamate-gated chloride channel (gene GluClalpha). The transcript is spliced from 11 exons. Gene Ontology annotation, biological process: signal transduction; regulation of membrane potential; chemical synaptic transmission. Bases 854 to 2578 code for a protein of 574 amino acids. NCBI's taxonomy places the organism in Eukaryota, Metazoa, Arthropoda, Insecta, Hymenoptera, Formicidae. Gene Ontology annotation, cellular component: synapse; neuron projection; membrane. Gene Ontology annotation, molecular function: chloride channel activity; transmembrane signaling receptor activity; neurotransmitter receptor activity. The record is from RefSeq and is a predicted model, not a curated record.
UUCGGGUCACGGUACUCGAAACUUUCAGGUUACCCGGCGAUAUUGCCGACGGACAUCGCGCCCGGGAUAUAUCUACCAUAUUCCACGCUCUUAAGACACUCGUGGCUCUCUGCGAAUCGUUUGCACAGCUAUCCGUGGGCGAUUUCCAACCACACGCGAAAAUACAUUUAGUGAGUAGGGUAUUGUGCGCGAUAGAAUCGCGGUAUAUAUUUAAGUUACGAGCGCGGUCACGUGCAGACGAGAUUUCCCUCACAAUCGCUUAUCUAUCCAUAAAAAUUCCACGUUUUCCCAACGAAAAUAGGCCACAUGUGCGUAUCUUGGCACCGAUCCAAUUCUUAAACGCAAUGUGACCAUUUUCACCGACUUCUGUUCACGAUUUACUAUCGGGGCGGCAGUCCAAUUCGCAAUUAUUAUUGAAUUAGUUCCUCAGAUGAGUAAAUAGGCGGGACGGAUGGGCGAAUAGACCUUGUCACUUGUGCGGAUGGAAUGCAAAGAGAACUCAAGUCUAACAGCCCAGCUCUCAGUGACACGCGAACAGCGAUCAGCGUCGCACGUUGCGACUCUUUACGACGUUGAAACCCACGAGAAUCGAGCGAUACCUAUAUUCGUAUAGAAAAAUAAACGGAGAUUGUGUAUCUCCUUCUUCUCCUCCUUCUUCCUCCUCUUCUUCUUCCUCCUUCUCUUCGUUCUCUUCCUCCUCCUUCUCCUCCCCCGCGUGUAAUCAAUUUAAUCUCGCGAGACAGUUGAUACUCUUGUGCGGUACGCGCAAAGGAGCACACCGGUCCUCGUUGCGCUUUGAUCCCCCACAUACACGUCACCUUAAUUCGAUCAAUCAUCGGGAAGUUGGUGAGAUAUGGCCGGCGCAAUGUGGCCUGGAGUAUUACCGUUACUGGUGUUACUAGCGGUCCUGCUGCAUCCAUCGAGAUGUACGCAGAAAGUGAACUUUCGGGAGAAGGAGAAGCAAGUGCUCGACAACAUCCUAGGACCAGGCCGAUACGAUGCGCGCAUCCGGCCGAGCGGGGAGAACGGAACAGAUGGGCCGGCCAUUGUCCGGGUAAACCUGUUUGUGCGAAGCAUUGCGACAAUUAGUGACAUCAAGAUGGAAUACUCCGUACAAUUAACAUUUCGGGAACAAUGGUUGGAUGAGAGAUUACGGUUUAAUGACUUCGGAGGUCGACUUAAAUAUUUAACUCUGACGGAAGCUAAUCGCGUCUGGAUGCCGGAUCUGUUCUUUUCGAACGAGAAGGAGGGUCACUUUCACAACAUCAUUAUGCCCAACGUAUACAUACGAAUUUUCCCGAAUGGCUCGGUUCUUUACAGCAUACGGAUAUCCUUGACGCUCUCGUGUCCCAUGAAUUUGAAACUGUAUCCCCUGGAUCGACAAAUUUGCUCACUUCGUAUGGCCAGUUACGGAUGGACGACGGACGACUUGGUCUUUCUCUGGAAGGAAGGCGAUCCCGUUCAAGUGGUCAAGAAUUUACAUCUACCCAGAUUCACCCUCGAGAAAUUUCUCACGGACUACUGCAAUAGCAAGACAAACACCGGAGAGUACAGUUGCUUGAAAGUGGACCUGCUGUUCAAGAGGGAAUUCAGUUACUAUCUUAUUCAAAUCUACAUCCCGUGCUGCAUGCUCGUUAUCGUGUCCUGGGUGUCUUUCUGGCUGGAUCAGAGCGCCGUGCCUGCUCGGGUGUCACUAGGCGUUACGACACUACUGACGAUGGCCACGCAAACAUCGGGGAUAAACGCCUCACUGCCACCAGUCUCCUACACGAAGGCUAUCGACGUCUGGACGGGGGUGUGCUUGACUUUUGUGUUUGGCGCGCUACUCGAAUUCGCACUGGUUAACUACGCGUCGCGAAGCGACAUGCACAGCGACAACAUAAAGAAGCAGUUUCCGACGAGCGAGAUGGAACAUUCGUCGUCGAUCGAUCCAUCCUCGGAACUGCUCGAGCCGGAUGGAUCUGCCAAUUUCGCCAUGCAACAACAGCAGAUCGGCGGUAAUCCGACGAUAACGCAGCAUCAUUCGCUGCCGCGUACAUACCAGCAGGACCAGCAGCAACAGCAACAGCAUCAUCAUCAUCAUCACCACCAUCACCAUCAUCAGUUGCAUCGUCAUCAGCGUUAUCAUCCGAAUCGUUCGCCGUCGCCGUCUUUCUCGCUAUUGAACGACGAAGACUGCGUCGCCGGCCGGUGCUCGCCGAUGAGGGCACCGCGACAUCACUCGCGCAGGAGCUCGGCGAGAUCGUCGCCGUCGCCGUCGCGAUGGCCUUCGCCGGCCUCCUCCGCGUCGCCCUUGGGCACGCCGUCGCGCACCUUGUCGCGCGCCGCGACGCCCUCGCCGCCGAUCGCGGCACCGACUUCGUCCGCGGUACCGCCGCCCACGUUAGCGACGAUGCCGUCGCAAGCGCUCGGUUGGUCGGAGCUGCUGCGGAAAGUAUUCACCUGUCGUGCCCACGGUAGCGCGAGGAUCGACAUCAUCGCCCGCGUUUCCUUCCCCCUCGCGUUCGUUUUUUUCAACUUUGCCUACUGGUCUACUUAUCUGUUAAGCGGCGAUGACAACAUGGGCAUAAAGAAUUAAGUGAAGAGGAAGAAAAAAAAAUGUGCACUGAGACAAAAUCAUACGUGUGCGAAGCCAAGCCGAGUGCGAUCCGUCAAAUCACAGAAAUCCUUGAACAAACAUCAAGGCAAAGCUUUAUACAAGCUUUGAUCGUAAGAUAAUCCGUUAACACCAGUGAUAUAAAUUAGAUCGCAUUUGCUCGACGAGGCUCCGAUCGGAGGCAAUUCGACGAGGAGAUUCCUUCACUGCCCGCGCCUGAAACGGAUAUAUUCCAGGACAAGGAUCACUUAAAGCGUAACGAGGAUGUUAGCGAUGUUCGCUAAACAUUGCGACGGUCAAAAUGAUGAGGACGAUGAAAUAUAACAUCUUAGCUGCAUUUCACACACACACGCACACACACACGCGCACGCACGCACACACCCACACACACGCGCACACACACACACACACACACACGUACAUAGACACACACGUAUGCAUGCACAUCGUACCUCAUAAGCUCGGAAGACCGCGUGCCACAGACUGAAAUGAAAGCGUAGUGGGCCCUGUAUAGCCACGGCCUGUUAACAAUUAAAGAAAAAAAAGCGUAAAGUUUAUAAGUAUAAAUAUAUCUACGUUGCGCGAGAUCGCGCGUCGUCGGACCGCGGACGCGUUCGUCGUUGCGAAAUUAACGUCGGACAGUUCGCCGGAUCCAGUAAAUAUUAUCGUGAAGUGAGGUUAACGGUGAGAUAACUCGCGGCGACGUCGAGACAACGUAGUUCGUUUCGAUUUCCACGUAGGAUGACAAGCGCACGAGAAUAAGCUGCGCCUUGUUAUUUCAAGAAGACGAAAUGACCGACAUUGGCUCGCGGUGUCGCGCCAUUAUCCCUUUUCAAGGCUGCAUCAGAUGUAUGUACACGAAGCAGCGGAACGUUUGACGCUGGAAAAUGAAUAUUGAAAGCUAUAUAUCUAGAAAGGUGUUGAACGUUCCGAUGAUCUUCCGGGUGUACAGGACAGCCUGUUGAUGAGCUGGCGGGUUUAUCAAUUCUAGCGGUACCAAGCCAUGAGGAUUGCACUUUCGAAAACCCGUAUUUGAAUUGUCAUUUUUUAUUUAUCUCAUAUAGUUUGAAAAGAAAUGUAUCAGGAAAUAGUCGUCGCAAAAAGUGAAAUUUCAAAGGCAAGGGUUCUACUUUAAUCAUGUCGGUGGAUUUCAGAGCACAUUCCCCUGUUCUUCCACCGAUGUCUUGGUAUCGCUAGGCUCAAUUCUUAUCCGGGCAGUCUUUCUUUUCGUGAGAAAAAAAACGAGACAACGCUCGCAAAAGUGAUUAUUUAAAGUUAUCGGUAAAGAUUUUAAGCUUUUUAAACGAAUUUGUGAAAGAAACGUUGAGUGAUGGAAGAUAAGUCCAGUUUUCUUUCCUCGCGAAAAUAAUCUGGAGCCCGGAUGAAGAUUGACACAGAGUGCGAGCCAACGGCGGUCGCGGGCUCGCGAUACAAAGUAUCGGCAAAGCGGUCGCGUCGCGCGCAUACCGCGUACAACGUAUUUCCUGUUUCCGCUGCCCCGAAUCGGCGUUCGCCCGGGUAAGGACUCCCGGCGACGCGACACGGGGCUCUCCCACGUAUAUUGCUCAGAAGAGAUCGGCGACGCCGCGCCUGGAAAUCUAUACCCGUCGACCUGUCCGUCGAGAAGCUGCGGUGUCGUCGACCUCGCGGAUGGAACGAGGAGACGACGAAGACACGCAGAACGUGCUCAUAGAGAAAGAAAAAGAGAAAAACAAAAAAAAGAGAAAAGAACAAAAAAGAGAAAGCAGUGCGGACGAUUGUAUUUUUUGAAACACGCCGGAAGACGCUACCUUCAAACGAGAGACAACAUAGCGCGUUUGCUGGCGUCGACGACGGCAAAACUCGAGAACACAUCCCACCCUAUACGUGUGGUACAUAGCGAAGAGUGAGAAGUGCGCGAUCAAGGCAAAUGACACGUUGCGCCGUCAAUUUCGAAUCUGAGAAAUCAUUCGGAGGGUACUUUCGGCAUCCGACGAAUGAUUCGCGAAGGGAUGAGUUUCGUCGUUGCGCGACGUGUCCGAUCGCACCACCCGUUCUUCCCCGUUCGUCGUCGUAUCUUCCUUUUACUUCGUGCAACCGAUAGCGCGUGCGUAAAAAGUGAAAAUCUCGCGGAUCUUCGACAAUCCGCCCAUGACAUCGACGAGUAUCUCGCACCUCCGUAGGACCGCGUAUUAUAUCUAGGGACAGACGUAUAUGUGGGGAUAAGUCACUUCUUCUUUCUAUAAAAAGGAAAUUACAAUUUAUAAGAUUAUAUUCUGUCGGGUCGACACGCUAAACUGAUUGAUAAAUCGAUUUCGUUGUUUCGAUGCGACAUUCGCUUUUAUAGAUAGCGAAAAGUGAAUAUAUCUCCGGGUACAACAAGCCCUUCUUGGUUCCGCGAAGCGCGGUAGAUUCGGAACGCGUUCUCGUGAAAAAUUAAUUGUCGUAAAUGCAGAAAUAAAUGUCAUUCACGGUGACAGUUUUUUUUAUAACAAAUUGCACCUUUCGAAAAUAUUACCGUAAAGGUAUAGAGAAAGAGUAGAGGGGCUGGCGAGGAUUUCAGUUUAUGUUUACGUCACAGUCACGAGAUUAUCGUUUAGGCAGGCUUGUCUAAAUCCCGGGAGAAUGAAAAAACCGCGUCAUUACUUUUGCUGACGAAAAAAAAAUUUUUUUUUUAUUCGGACGAUUCCGGCAAUCGGGAUACAUCUGCACCUACACCUGUUUCUCUUCAACCCCCUUUCGGGGAGGAGACUACUCUCCCACCAUAGAGCAAUAGUACACCUCGUAGUGCCGAGCGAUAUCGAUUACCAUUUUCCUGGGAAUUCAACAUUGAAUAUUGGUGAAAUCGGACAAAUGCACAUUGUAAUCUCUCGACCCGUGACUCAUCAUCAAAUUCUCCAUCUCUCACUUCGCGCAAUCCCGACGCGAAUAGAGGACCGACACAUUUGCGUAGAUUCGGAUGUAUACAUAGAAUCGGGAACGAUUCACCGGUUGCGUGUCUAUGCGUAAGGUAUCCGAACCAAUAUCGUAAUCCAAGUUAGAUGAGCAAGAAUCGAUACGAUAUUAUCACAAACGUAAUGUUAGCAAUAAUAGGAAGGAACAUCUAAUCUUCAUUAUUUAUGCCGACUGUUUCAAGCAUUCUUGUAUAGAGUAAUCGGAUCGUAGACGUAUAAUAGAGACGGAUAGGACAAAUUCUUCAUUUCUCAUUUUCCUGUUAAACCAUUUCGUAUUCUACUUCGUGCCUAUCUGUAUCGUGUCUACAUGUGUGUGUGUGUGUGUGUGUGUGUGUCUGUGUGUGGUUUGGAUAUAGUACGCGUGGACACGUGGUUUCUGCGUAAACACCCGGUAUUAUCGGCUUCCGCGCGAAGCUCCCGGGGACGGGCGCGACUCCGUGUAUAUUUAAGGAUGUCUCUCCGUAUGUGUCUACGUGAGAGAUUUAAAGGGACACAAAGCCAGUAUUUGCGAAACGAUUGCACGUAGAGAUCGGCGAUAAAUCGCGCAUUUAUCCUGCGCUUCGUCGCUGUACAUAGAAUAAAUCGCGAAGAGAAUGUGUUAAACGAGCGUACUCUCGACAGCGUACCGGCGCUCAGGUGUCUGAUAGCGAAAGUUCAUCCGAUGCUCGGCAUUGCACGGUCCGAAUUAACAGAAUUAAAUAGCUGCGAAAUUUUGCAGGGUCAUCAAGGAUCGUUAAGAUAGGGUAAUCCGCGUGAAACUCUUCGCACCAUUCUUGAGAAGAGAAAAUCCAAACCAUUUCGAUGACAAGCGCGUCGUGUUCCGAAGUAUUUCGACUUCAUUUCCACGUGAGAAGUCACGAGAGAAGAUUUAUAUCGAUCGAGAGAUUAUAUCGUUUUGCACGUAAAAUCAUAGGAUCUCUUGACACAUCGCAAUCCGUACAGAGCAACCAUAACGAGCGAGGAGCUUUCUUUCUCCACGUAACACGAGCAAUUCAAGAAGAAAGAAGGCUUUCGGAGAAACAUCUUUCUCCGAGAGACAUCUUUCUUUCUUCUUGAGUUGUUCGUAUUGCGCGGCUUAUGUUAAAACGAGGAAUUGGACUCGAUUUGCAUAUUUGAUUUGCGAUCGAAGACUGCUUCCAAUGCGUUGCCUCGUUUGCCGAUUCCCCUUCUCGAGAAGCCGCUGCUCCUUGGAUCUUGAAGACGAGGCUUCCGACUACCUUAGCGGCUGCGGAAAAUUGACUGACAUUUAAUUAUAGAUUUCAUCGAAUCUGCUGCACGCACGCGCAAGCACACGUGUGUCACCGACAGAUGCGUAUCCUCCUCAGUUCCAGUGUUAUAUCGCUGAAGAAAAAAAAAGAGAUGAAAGAAAUUCCCGGAGUAGAGUAUCGGCAGUACAUACAUAGCGUUUGCGUCUACUGAGGAGAAUACGCGCGGUGACCGGAAGUUAAGGACGACCGUGUAAAAUUUUCAUCCUCACCUUCACACUUGUCACCUGCUUGCUUGGUGUCACUUCGGUCCAGGCGAGAUCGAUUCGCACACCGAGAACACACAUAAUGUCUCACCAUGGACACAUACAUACAAACUUAUACAUGAAUAUAUGAUCCUCGCACGCACACAAAGUACGAUCUUGUUGUAUCGCGGACAUAAUUAUAAGCGCGCCAUAGAGCUCUCUCUCCCACGUCCGAAGACACACCUAAAAGGGUUUUAAUGUUAUUGUUAUAUGCGUACGUUGUAAUAUAUGUGAACGAAGCAUGCUGAGCCCUGUAAAAAAAAAGAAAAAAAAAUAAAUCCCUCCUUUACUCCCCAACUCAUGCGAGGAGCUUGUUACACGCGUGUGCGCACACGUACAAAUAUCCGUGUAUCACGUGUCCCACGAGGAAAUCGCGUUAUCCGCGGCACAUUACAUCGCCGAGGAUACAGCCCGAUGAGAAAAUCGCACUUCGGCGUUAACAUUACAAUUAGAACAUCAGUAGGGUGUAUCGUUUUCUUGUAAUCACGAACGGACGGCGAGCGGAUCCACUCGCGGCCUCUACCAGAAGUACGGUGCAAUACACGAAUCGUUUAACAUUCUGAAAUUGACAGACACAGCAAAUUGUUACGCCGAAUUAUAAUAAAUUUAUUGAAACGCACGAUGGCCAAUAGAAUAUCCUAGAAACUUAUUGUGUCUUUUAAUCGAUUCAAAGAUGCAACCCGAAGUUUCGAUCGAGGCUGCGGAGAGGACCUCCUCGCCGUAAUCGCGAUCCAGUCGUUCGACGUCGAUCACCUCCCUCCUCGUUUCUUAAGUAAUCCCUUAAAAAAAAAAAUAAAAAAACCGCGCUCGUUCCGGAUAAGUACGCUCGACGAGCGGAUAUUGUACGUUGUCCACAAUAAUCGUAAAGAUUGUAUCCUCCCCAGGCGAAAACGACGGAACAAUCGAUUCUCGAGUGAGCACGCGCCUCGAGAGAAUGCAUGUAAGAUAAAAGAUAUUGCAUGUUUGUGAUUCGUAAGUGCAUUUAAGCGCACGAUAUUCCAAGAUGUGUAACAUAAUAAAUUUGUAUCGUGGCACAUAGUCCGAUAAAAAAAAGAAA